AUGAAUUUCUUUUUCUUGUUUAUGCCCUUUUCAGUGCCUCUGUCAACGAGAAAAAAAAAACACCCACGCAAUACGAUAAAAAGUAAAAUUCUGAAGACCAGAAAAAGGAAAAGAGAUUACGAUGAAGUAUAUAAGGAUUAUCUCAACCAACCGGCCCUUCCGUACGAUGAAGACAAAAAGGGAGGCGGACAACAUAAGUGCUAUGCUUGCGACAUUUAUUUUAUAAAUGACGACGCGAAGAAACAACACGAAAAAACGAAGAAACACAAGAGGAGAGUGAAAAUGCUUAACACGGAGACGCCCUACACUUAUGUAAAGCUCAUCAAAAAGGACGCCCUGAAGGCUGCUGAGAUUUCCCUCUAA
This is a messenger RNA of Plasmodium coatneyi, 363 nucleotides long. RefSeq lists its product as uncharacterized. Gene Ontology annotation, molecular function: zinc ion binding; nucleic acid binding. NCBI's taxonomy places the organism in Eukaryota, Apicomplexa, Aconoidasida, Haemosporida, Plasmodiidae. The record is from RefSeq and is a predicted model, not a curated record. The coding region runs from base 1 to 363 and encodes 120 amino acids. The transcript is spliced from 4 exons.